AUGCAGCUGGCCCGUCAGGACAGACGUACAGCAGAAGACAACCUGGCAGGUCUGCAGCUGCAGCACAAGGGGCUGGAGGAGCUCAUCGCCACCCUGAAGGACGGGAAGGGUGCACAGAAGGUCGCAGAGUGGCACGCUAAGAUGGGCGAGAUCCGACUACAGGACCUGAAACUCAACAGGGAUGUCACAAGGCUGAAGGAACAGGUUGUAUUUCUGGAGAACCUGGUAGGGCAGCACGAGCGCAGCAUCUCCCUGCUGGAGGAAGAGUCUGUGAUGACAGCACGGCGACACGAGGAGCGACAGAUCCAGUGGGAACAGCGCGAGACGGAGCUGGAACGGCUGGUGGACAGGAUGGAGAGACAGCAGAGCAUGGUGCUGGACGCUGCUGUCAAGUUUGAGGAGGCGACCGGCUCCAUGCCUGACCCAACACUGCGAGCUGUAAGUGCCGGAUGCAAAGGCAGAGCUAACCGACUGUAG
Messenger RNA from Branchiostoma floridae (Florida lancelet), 477 nucleotides. RefSeq names its product centrosomal protein of 290 kDa-like. NCBI's taxonomy places the organism in Eukaryota, Metazoa, Chordata, Leptocardii, Amphioxiformes, Branchiostomatidae. Bases 1 to 477 code for a protein of 158 amino acids. The transcript is spliced from 5 exons. The record is from RefSeq and is a predicted model, not a curated record.